GUAGCGCCAUGGCCCGGGAGAGGCCGCCCGGGAGGGGCUGCGGCGCCCUGCGCCGGUGUCUACUCGGGGCCGCGCUGUUGCUCGGCCUGCGGCUUUGCGCAGAGCUGCGGCGCGCCGGGCCUGGGUCCCCCGCCCGCAGCGCCCCGCCGGGCCCGGCCUGGCGGCCACCUGGGCCGCACCUGCCGCCCGCGCCGGGCCCGUCGCGCGGCGCCAGCAGGAGGCAGGUGACCUACGUGCGCAGCGGUCGCCGGGCGCCGCCGGGGGGCGGCGGGAGCGGGACGCCGGAGCCUGGCUGCUGUGCCCCGCGCGGGCGCCUCCGCCGGAAGGGUCCCCGGUGGCAUAUAGAUCUCCAGCCUUGGGCAGGCUCUGCUCAGUCCCUGGAUGAAGAAGCCUGGAGGUUCCUGAGAUAUAUCAGCACCACCCAGAUUGCAUGCAAUCACAUGAAUACAGACAGCCUGGCUACUGACUCUAGUCCGACACACAAGCCCUGGUCAGUGUGUCUUGACGACAGGUUCAAUUUAGCUCAUCAAAUCCGCAACAAGCAGUGCCGCCUCUACUCCUUAGGGCUAGGAAGUGAUGAUACCCAUUUUGAGGUUAGCAUGGCCAACAACGGAUGUGAAGUGCAUCGUUUUGAUCCUAGUGUCAAGUCAGCUCACAUUCUGGAGAGUCAGCACCUUUGGUAUCACCGCUUGUCCAUUGACUGGCGGGAUCCCCACCCAGCUGUUGCUGCCCAAAAACCACAUAGCAACACCAGAAAACUGGGAAGCAUUUUGAAUGAAUUUGGACAUCACAAGAUUGACGUUCUCAAGGCAGAUCUGGAAAGUGCAGAAUGGAAAGUUUUGGAAAAUCUUAUUCUGGAAGAUGUUCUUGAGCAGAUUGGACAGCUCAUCUUUGAGAUCCAUCUCCACUGGCCUGGGUUUGAGGUCAGUGGCAGUGACAGCAGCGUUGUGCGGUUCUGGUACAGCCUUCUCAAAGAGUUAGAACAAAAGGAUUUCAGGCUUUUUCACAGUUACAAAGAUUUAUCUAAACCUCAGCUAUUCUUGAAGAAAGACAUUUUCAAUGCAAGUAGCUGUUAUACUCUGAGUUGGGUGAAUACAAGAUGGAAAUAGGAUGCAGGAUGUCAUCAAGAGCACAAGAAAGUAUUUGCAGAAUGCAGCAUGUCCAUGAUUCUAAUCAUGAAUUUACUCACCCAGUCUCCUGCUAGCCUGUGCCCUGCUUGAGGCAGGGAGUAUGUUAUUGCAGUGCAUGCAGCCUGGUGCUUGGCAUGUGAUGGGGCACAGUUAAUACUUGUUAAAGGGAUGAACACAGUCACCCCUAUUUGCCCAGACUCUUCCUUCACCUUAACUUGGAAGAUUAUACACAACUCAUCUCAGUUUUCCCUAAAAUUCUCUAUGUAUUUAUAAUCUAUGAAUUCACCAACAUUGAAAUGAAAUUAUAUAAAUUUUCUAUUUUUACUAGGUUGGUGAGAUUUUUAAGUUCUUCCCCUACUGUUUAAAAUAGGGUUUUAAAUUUGAAUUUGACUCUCCUUUUUCAAGGUUUUUCUUAUUUACCUUGUCAAUGAUAUUCUUUACAACCUUGUAGAUUUCAGUCAUUCCUUCUCAGCCUUUGCUGAGGCCAUGCUGUGGCUUUCUAAGCAGCAAUACUUCUGAUUUCUGGGAACUCAGAUGCACCAAAUUCUGUCACUGAGUUAAAGAGACUAGACUAUCAAGAGCUUCAACUCGAAGGUGUAAGUUCCAGUUCGAGACCAAGUCUGAAGGUCUUGACCUCACCAAGAGCCAUGUCCCAGCUUGAAGACAGCCAGACAGAGAAUUAAUUCUUCCUUACUCUGCCUUAGGUUCUAUUCAGGCCUUCAACUGGUUGAAUGAGGUCCACUCACACUGAGGUGAAGAAUCUGCUUUAUUCAGUCUACUGAUUUAAAUAUUAAUCUCAUCGAGAAAUAUCCUCACAGAUAGUCCAGUUAAGUUGACACAUAAAAUUAACCAUUGUAGGUAGGUAGGUAGGUAGAUCGAUAGAU
This is a messenger RNA of Nomascus leucogenys (northern white-cheeked gibbon), 2014 nucleotides long. It is a transcript of the gene METTL24, whose product is annotated as methyltransferase like 24. Lineage: Eukaryota; Metazoa; Chordata; Mammalia; Primates; Hylobatidae. The record is from RefSeq and is a predicted model, not a curated record.